AUGAAUCCCCAUCAGCAGAAUAAGAUCGAUACUAGCAAAAUGAGCCCGGAUGAGCAGCGGCUUUUCCGCCUCUAUGGCAAGAUGCCCACCAAGAAAGACCUUCUGCAGAACAAACUGAAGGAGCGCAAAUACUUUGACUCGGGUGACUACGCACUCAGCAAGGCCGGAAAGGCUUCGGACGUCGGUGUCACCAACAUCGGCUCCCAGCACCCCGUCCCGGAGAACAUUCCUCACCUAACUGCCACCUCGCCUGGUGCUAACAACCCUGCGGCUGCAAGCAAUGGCGGCAGCAUCAGUGCUCAAGGAGGCCAGCAGAUCCCAGGUAGCAUCAGUGGCCAUCCCGGCUCCAUCGGAUUUCAGAGCCGAAGCCCUGUGAAGGAGGCAAGUUAUCUGCAACGGGAAACAAGUGCGGAUGAGACCGAGGAAGCCGAGAAGAAGGAAGAUGACAGCGUGAGCCCACCCCCUGCGCGUGGCGGUGUUCCGAUCCGGCAAUAA
This is a messenger RNA of Aspergillus luchuensis, 495 nucleotides long. Its product is annotated as endosulfine family protein. Gene Ontology annotation, molecular function: protein phosphatase inhibitor activity. Lineage: Eukaryota; Fungi; Ascomycota; Eurotiomycetes; Eurotiales; Aspergillaceae. Gene Ontology annotation, cellular component: cytoplasm. The transcript is spliced from 3 exons. The record is from RefSeq and is a predicted model, not a curated record. Bases 1 to 495 code for a protein of 164 amino acids.